This is a messenger RNA of Equus caballus (horse), 2052 nucleotides long. NCBI's taxonomy places the organism in Eukaryota, Metazoa, Chordata, Mammalia, Perissodactyla, Equidae. The record is from RefSeq and is a predicted model, not a curated record.
GAAGUUGCCGCCGGGCCUGUGGUGCAGCCUCGGUGGGAGUUGUAGUUCUCGCGCUGACUCCCUUCCUCCCGGGGCUGCUCCAGGCCGUUCGCCGCCUGUGGGGGACGCUGUUUCUCCGUCUGCCGGCCCCGGCCUCGUUGUCUCCAGUGUUGGCGCAUAGGGGAUGGUGGAGAGCGAUGGGUCGUGGUCAUCUUGGCUUUCUCAACCACACCUUUGUUCUUUAUUUCCUUUCUACAGUUGGUUAUGCAUCCUGGUCACUCCAUCCUCUCCGCAUUUCUGGUGUCCUGGGCAACGAGCAACUCAAUUUUAGUCUUUGCGUCUUUGCCGAGCUCCUUGGCGGUCUUCCUCGUAUCUCUUACUAGCCGCCUGGUGGAGUGUUACUCGUUCUUGGAAGUGGGUUCAGAUGCCGUCUCUCCUGUGGCUUCCUGGAGUCACUCUUUGCAAAAGUUGUCUACUGAACGCCAAGCCCAGAAUGACUCCAGACCACAGCCAAAAGCUUCUUCCAGGUCCCUUCUCUCUUGCCAUGUGGCAGUAGCUUUUGGGCUUCUGAGUGCCCUUCUGGCAAGUUUGCUGCUAUUCCAGUGGACUCUGUGCCAGGGUUCCAAGUACUCCACUUGUGCCCACUGUCCUAGCUGCCCAGACCUCUGGAUUAGGUAUGGUGACCACUGUUAUUACUUCUCAGUGGAGACAAAGAACUGGACUUCUAGUCUGAAAUUCUGCUUAGGCAAAGACUCACAUCUCCUCAUGUUUACAGACAAGCAGGAAAUGAACCUGCUCAAAAGUUUCCUCAAUGAGAAAUUUUACUGGAUUGGUCUGAGGAACAAUUCUGGCUGGAGGUGGGAAGAUGGAUCAACUCUAAACUUCUCAAGGAUUCUUUCAAACAGCUUGGUACAGAAGUGUGGUGCCAUCAGCGGAAAUGGUCUCCAAGCCUCUAGCUGCGAAGCUCCUUUACAUUGGGUCUGUAAGAAGGUCAGACUUUGACAGAUGGUCAGAUCUGUCAUAUGACUCCCUUAAAAGGGGGAGCUGGCCUCUGGGUGUUGGGAUAGCCAUGAGUAUAUAUAUAUAUAUAUAGUGAAUGCUGAACCUUUGAGGAUAUGGCAUUAGAUGCAAGAUUAAAUGCAGCUUCCCCAGGGUUGAUGGUUUAUUGGUGGACUUUGAGAGUAUUUAGAUAUUAUCUUAACAAUUUAAAAACCAGAUCUAGGCAAAUUUGUGAAAUAGAUAAAGUUUUUUUUAGUAUUUUUCACUCUAGUGACUAAUGCUGCUUCCUUCAUCCUCACCCCCACCAUCUCAGUCAAAAAUAUACCUUUUAUAUGCUAUAUUCUGAGCUGAUCUAAUGAAAUCUGUGCAAAUAUAUACUAUUGCUAAUGUAGCAGAGGGUUUUUAUGUGCAUUAAUGGGUUGACAUGUUACUUUUCUCUGAUAAUAUAUUUUUAUCCUAACAGUGGCCCUUUGCAGAUAAAGCAUUAUUCUAAAGAAUAAUGCUAAUGGUGAGAAAAUAAAUUAUGAAAGUAGAUGAGAGCAGGGUGAUGCUGUCUGGUCUUCAGCUCUUCACACUUACUUAAGACCUGGCCUUGACUGAAUUUAGUUUUUCUGAAUAUGCGUAGAUGUGGUUGAAUGAAACAAUGUGUGACUAUAUUUUUUCCAUGUUGUGAACAUGUGAUUUGCAUGUUGAUUUUACAACAGUGGUCUCUUUGACAAGGCAUUUUUGUAGAGGAAAAUUUACGGAAGCAGUUUAUGUGGUUGAUUCUCAAAUUAUUUUAGGCACUAAUGCCUCAAAAAUGAGAAAAACUUAUUAUUUUUCUUUAGUAGGAUUUGGACAUAGAUAAGGAGGGAAGAUGUUGUUUAAACAUAUUGGAGGGAGUAAUGAAAGGGACCAUACUUCUUACUGUUGUUGACGCUGGAUUGUAGUCUGUUUACUUGUCUUUCUCUUUCGUAGUUUUUAAGGACGUGGACUGUGUCUUAUCCACCAUUGUAUCUCAGACACCUAAAAUAGUGUUUGUAUCAAUGAAUAUUAAAUAAAUGAAUGGAUUAAUAAAAAGUAAGAAUUUAAAAA